AUGUCCCAAUACAUGUACACCAGCUUCGCCCCCGUCCCUCCUAUUCUUUCUCGCAUCGAGUCGACCAGGCCAAAGACUGCGACUGCAACCUUGACCCCAAACAAGAGCAAACAACAACAACAACCACACACGGCGUGCUGCAACUACAGAUACUAUUACCACUACCACUACUACCACUACUACUACUCCUGCAUCUGCCACUACAACUCUGUCAACAACAUCAACAAAACCCCCCGCUGCCGCCCACGCCGCCGCCGCACCACCCACCCCGUCUUCCUCUUCUUCGUCCUUCUUCUCAAAGGCCAACCCGGCGGAUUCUUCGCGCAUACCGUCGCGCCAACCAUCAUCAAACAGUUCUCACUUUGGUCAGCAGCAGCACCAGCAGCACCACCACCACCCCGCAACCCGUCUCAAGCAUAUCCGCACAUCGUCAUCGUCCUCGGCGUCACGCUCCUCACACGAGACCUCGCUCACACCCACGUCAACGACCCUCUCGACUGCGUCGCCCAUUGA
Colletotrichum scovillei is the source of this 513-nucleotide messenger RNA. Its product is annotated as methyltransferase domain-containing protein. NCBI's taxonomy places the organism in Eukaryota, Fungi, Ascomycota, Sordariomycetes, Glomerellales, Glomerellaceae. Bases 1 to 513 code for a protein of 170 amino acids. The record is from RefSeq and is a predicted model, not a curated record. The transcript is spliced from 2 exons.